AUGGAGGGUAUGGACGAGGCAGAAGAGAUUCAACGCGAGCAACUCGAACGUCUCCGAGACUUCCUGGGCCCUCAAGUGGAGGCGACGGGGGCAGCGAUGGCCAAGCGAGACUCUCCGAUCACCUUUGCCAACCCUAAAGCGGCCGAGUUCUUCGUCGACGGAACGAAGAUUCCGGACGUGAACUUCGACGCUGGCCCGUCGUGGUCAGGUCUUAUGCCGAUCUCAGGAGCAGCCAACGAAACUCGCAAGCUUUUCUUCUGGUUCUGGCCCACCAACAAUGCUUCGAAUGCAAACGAUCUUCUCUUCUGGACCAACGGUGGACCUGGCUGUUCGUCUCUGGAAGGGUUCUUGCAGGAGAAUGGCCCCAUCUCGUGGUCCUGGGGACAAGCGGAACCUACUCCGAAUCCUUUCAGCUGGACGAAUCUCGCCAACGUCCUUUGGGUCGAGCAACCUGUCGGCACCGGCUUCUCGCAAGGUCGGCCCGAUAUCAGUAACGACGACGAACUCGCCGCAGAGGUCGCAGGGUUCAUGGAACAAUUCCUCGAAGUGUUUAGCGAGCUGAAAGGGAGCAACUUCUGGGUCAGCGGCGAGAGCUACGCAGGCUUCUACGUCCCUUACAUCGCCAACUUCCUUUACGAAAACCCGAAUCCCGAUCUCAACCUCAAAGGAAUCUGGAUCGCCGAUCCAUCGCUUACUUGGGGACUCGUGCAACAGGAAAUACCAGCGCUUCGCUUUGCACAGGCGAACAAGAACGUCUUCCCCUUCAACUCGACCUUCUGGGCUCAGCUUCAGAACAUCUCUGACACUUGCGGCUACACCGACUACCUCGACCAGGUCACAUACCCUCCGACAGGGCUCCUCCCGUUGCCUGCAGGUGCAACGUUCAACAACGUAACACGCGCCGUUGGGGUCCGGAGCGAUUGUCGGAUGCACAGUCCCAUUCAGCGGCUGUUGGACAUCAAUCCGGUCUUCGACGUGUACCGAGUCACGGAUACGUUCCCCAACCUCUGGAGCGUACUGGGUUUCCCAAGGUCGACCCAAGAGUUCGUUUAUUUCAACCGGACAGAUGUUCAAGACGCCAUCCACGCUCCUCACAUUUCUUGGGAAACCUGCGGCGGCCCUGUGUACAUCAACCCGGCUACCGGUGGCUCGGGAAAUGAUCAGAGUGUCGCGUCGACUCUCAGCGUGUUGCCAAAUGUCAUCGAGAAGAGCGAACGCGUCGCGAUCGUUCAUGGGCUCGCUGACUUCAUAUUGGUUGCUGAAGGCACACGCAUCGCGAUCCAAAACAUGACCUGGAAUGGCUUGCAAGGCUUCCAGACGCCCAUUGAAGAUGAAAACUUCCUCGUCGACAACAUGGGCAUCUUCGGCAACAUGCACCAAGAACGCGGUCUCACAUAUGUCGAGUUCUUCUACAGCGGACAUAUGACGCCACAGUUUGUCCCGUGGGCGGCGUACCAGACGAUUGCGUAUGUCCUGGGCAAACGGGAUUCUCCCUCGGCAUGA
Epithele typhae is the source of this 1503-nucleotide messenger RNA. Its product is annotated as alpha/beta-hydrolase. Gene Ontology annotation, molecular function: serine-type carboxypeptidase activity. The record is from RefSeq and is a predicted model, not a curated record. The transcript has 17 exons. Bases 1 to 1503 code for a protein of 500 amino acids. NCBI's taxonomy places the organism in Eukaryota, Fungi, Basidiomycota, Agaricomycetes, Polyporales, Epitheliaceae. Gene Ontology annotation, biological process: proteolysis.